UUAAAACAGCCGCUAAUGCAGAGACACAUUUUAAACAGCGGCUGUUUGCUUUCACUUGUACGGCAAAUACUUGAAAGCAGCGGAAUAAAUGUCGUGAUUCUACAACACAAGGGGAAGUGCAGUCAGCUCCUCACACACAGUCGGUCAGACUGUCUAUUUAAUUGUCGCUCGGAAGAGGCUUGUUUUAUUGUGUGUCUGAAAGUGACGAUGGUUGACGAGAAGAAACCAGUUCCUAAGAAGGGAGGCAAGAAAGCCUUAAAGAAACCAGUAGCAAAGGGCGGCAAAAAGCGGCGAAAGUCGAGGAAGGAGAGUUACGCCAUCUACAUCUACAAAGUGAUGAAGCAGGUUCACCCCGACACCGGCAUCUCCUCCAAGGCCAUGAGCAUCAUGAACUCGUUCGUGAGCGAUAUUUUCGAGCGCAUCGCGGGUGAGGCUUCCCGCCUGGCCCAUUACAACAAGCGCAGCACCAUCAGCUCCCGGGAGAUCCAGACCGCCGUGCGCCUGCUGCUGCCCGGGGAACUGGCCAAGCACGCCGUGUCGGAAGGGACAAAGGCGGUGACCAAGUACACCAGCUCCAAGUAAAACCCCAGAACUGACUGAAAAACACAUUCAAAACACAACGGCUCUUUUAAGAGCCACCCACAAUUUCCCUGAAAAAGCUAUAUGAUUUCUUUACUAAUUUAUGUUUUUGCUAUGAAGCAUUUCGAAUUGUGAAAUUGUUAUUUUGAUUAGGUUUCAAUCACAGAUUCUCGGUAAUGCAGAUUUAACCCUCAUUCAAUUAUUGGGACUCGUUAAUGAUGCCCCAUAAAUUAAUAACUUGCUGCUCACUCUCUGCUCUUUGUUUUAAGACGCGUCAUAUUCGACCCCUUCCCCUGGUUUUGGAGAGAGAGCGAAUAGAACGCAAAUGUUUCAGGUUCCAGUUCUGUUCAAGUUUGGACUCAAUAAUCGAUUUCGUAUAAGCUCCGGUUGUGUAGCAAACUUCAGUCUCAACGCUGGCAAACUUACUCCCAAGUAUGUUCAAUUUUGUCUGUCACAAAUAUCUGCAAUUUCUCGUCUAUCUGCAGAACGAUGUAAAUGGCACUUUCAGCCGGCUACUAAGAAGCUUUCAUGACGGAUCGAAAUUAUCUCGAACUGAUGCCAGAUUCUUAAGGCGAAUCUGAAAUUUAGGAAAAAAUGUGAAAUAGUCCCAUUAGAGAAGGACAUUUGUAAAAAAAUUUUCGUCAGACCGUGUUCACUAUUAACUGGAAUUUCUAUAUGAAAUGUACAUCUUGUUUUAUAAAUAAAUCGGCGGUAAUUUCGAUGUCGAAUAAAAAAAGAUUCCGUAA
This is a messenger RNA of Carcharodon carcharias (great white shark), 1325 nucleotides long. Its product is annotated as late histone H2B.L4-like. Gene Ontology annotation, cellular component: nucleosome. The record is from RefSeq and is a predicted model, not a curated record. Lineage: Eukaryota; Metazoa; Chordata; Chondrichthyes; Lamniformes; Lamnidae. The transcript has 3 exons. Bases 16 to 582 code for a protein of 188 amino acids. Gene Ontology annotation, molecular function: protein heterodimerization activity; DNA binding; structural constituent of chromatin.